Molecule: messenger RNA, 1437 nt
Organism: Lizanozyma spartinae
Lineage: Eukaryota; Fungi; Ascomycota; Pichiomycetes; Serinales; Debaryomycetaceae
Gene: HSV2
Exons: 1
Coding region: 1-1437 (478 amino acids)
Biological process (GO): protein lipidation; nucleophagy; autophagy of mitochondrion
Cellular component (GO): phagophore assembly site membrane; cytosol; extrinsic component of membrane
Molecular function (GO): phosphatidylinositol-3,5-bisphosphate binding; protein binding; phosphatidylinositol-3-phosphate binding
Source: RefSeq, a predicted model, not a curated record
AUGAAUACAUCCCAUCCCAUAAUUGAUGCCAAAAAGCUGAAUCGUGACUUAGACAUUUUAUGUGUUGCUUUUAACCAAGAUCAAGGAUGUUUUGCCGUUGGCCAUGAACGAGGGUUUGUGGUUUAUAAUACCAACCCUAUUGAUCUCCGAGUGAAACGCAACUUUGGAGGUGGUGGUAGUACCUCAAAUGAUAAGAACAAGUAUAAUGUGACUUCGUCGCAUUCUACUUCUGCUUCUGGAGGAUCUGGGAUUGGCCAUAUUUGCAUGCUUCAUCGUACCAAUUAUCUUGCAUUGGUAGGCGGUGGUAGAAACCCCAAGUUUGCAAGCAACAACGUAGUUAUAUGGGACGACUUGAAGCGUAAAAACAGUUUAAGUUUAGAAUUUAUGGUUCCAGUGAUGAAUGUUUUUCUCCUGAGGAUCAGAAUCAUAGUUGUUCUUCGGAACCAGGUGAUAGUGUAUGGAUUUUCUGCUCCUCCAAAGCAAAUAGUGGAAUAUGAAACUCUUGACAAUGAGCAUGGCAUAGCUGAUCUUUCUGCCAGUAUAUUGAGUACAGGCACAAGCAUACUGCCCACUGGAAGUGUUAAAAGUGGGAAUGAAAAUGAGACAUUGUCAUCAUCAUCUCCAUUUGGAGAAACAGCCAAAUAUCAAACGCUAGCAUUCCCUGGGAAAACUAUUGGUCAGAUUCAAAUAGUAGACGUGUCUCCUGCCGGUCAAAAUAAGAAUAUGGUUAGCAUCAUUAAAGCCCACAAAUCUAAAAUAAGAGCAAUAUCUUUAAGCAGAUCAGGAACACUUGUUGCAAGUGCUAGUGAAACAGGUACGAUUAUAAGAAUACAUUCAACACAGUCAACAGCAUUACUCUAUGAGUUUAGACGGGGUAUUGAUAGAGCUAUAAUUACAUCGAUGAAGUUUUCACCAAAUGAUUCCCGUUUGGCAGUAUUGUCGGAUAAAAAUACUCUUCAUGUAUUCACAAUGCAAGAUCCAACCCGGUAUAAUGAAAGCAAUAACUCGGGAAUCGGUUCCGCCUAUUCAAAUACUAAUGACCCCAAAAGUUUACCAACAAAUAAACAGCAUAUUUUACGGAAACUACAACUACCCAUUCCGAUCCCCAGAUAUUUUCAAUCCACAUGGUCUUUCUGUUCUAUUAACACAAACAAAUACCACCACAAUGAAGAUGACGAGCUCAACUCUCACGAUCUGGGUACUCUCGGCUGGUCCGGGAAUGAUACGGUGGUUAUUAUAUGGAAGAAAAAAAGAAUAUGGGAGAAGUACACUAUCCGUGAACAAAUUCCGAGUGGGCAUACUUCAGACAGAGUUUCCAAUGGUAGUCAUAAUAGGCAAAUGUCAUCAGAAUACUUUGACGGAUAUUCUCAAUCUAAACACACCAAUUGGGAAAUAGUACGGACGGGUUGGAAGAAACUCCUGGAAUUAGGAGAAUAA